GGCGCUGGUCAGAGCAGAGGCCGCGAGAGCGAGCGCAGUAAUUCCCGGAGAACGAGCGCAUGAUGAUGUACUUUACCGGAGUUUGUCCGGUAAUGUCAUGAGUGAAAACGUCUCGGAAACCAUCUGGUCUACGCCGCUCAGAUAAGAUGAAGAGGAUUUUAAAUGUUUUUGAAGACAAAGUAAACCUCGAGGAGCGUCUGUCUGGAUGAAAUUGACAGAAAGACGUUAGGAUCGAAUAUAAACAGAACAUCACAGCGGACAGGGGGAGCAUUGAAGCUAUAAUCUGAGUAUGGGCCCUGAGGAGCUGCCUGACCUUAUGGACAUGAUGUCGAGCACUCCUCCUCCGUCUCCUCGUCCUGUUUGUUCCUCAUUCUCACCUCCUCACUGCUCUCCACCGGUCGUGACCUUACGCUCCCCUGCCACUCGUUACCUGACUCAGCUCGACCCCUGGAGGAGACACAGCUGGGAACCUGGAGCUGUGGCACAGGGAUAUCCACCCAAUGACACACGCAGUGUGAGUCUUGAAGAUCUGAACCCGGAUGAGAUGUCCUUAGUGCUAAACAGUGCAUGGAGGUCAAAAAGAGCCCGAGAAGCCCGCAGGUCUGUCACUCAAGCUUCCCUGACGUCACUUACUGAGGAGGAAGUUGGAGCAGAGCAUCAGGAACAUCAUCGAUCAGCGCUGGAGGAGCAGUCCAAUCAGAUGCAUGGCUGCAGCGUCUCCGCCCCCAGCCUGUGUAUGAUGCAGCAGAUGCCUAGAAGCUCCGCUCCUCGCCCACGCUCCUACUGCCAUGAGAGUUUUUCGUACCACCAGAUUGGAGGAUCAUUUCACAGUAUAGACAGCGAGUUUGCUGCUCCGGGCUGGGACAUAGAUAGAGGGCAAAUAAAGGCUGAGGGGCAUGAAAACAAAGAGGACGCCUCAGGAAAUCGCCUGGAGCGAACACUGAGCUUCCUGCGCAAGAUGACUGCUAAAAGCAAGAAUAAAGAGAAGGAGCGCAUGAGGGAGCGGGAGAGAGAAGCCAGAGAUCGAGAGGCGCGCUACAGUAAUGGCCACCUCUUCAACUCUCUCACCGUGUCUGGAACAACGCUCUGCUCGGCCUGCAACAAGAGCAUCACCGCUAAGGAGGCCCUCAGCUGCCCGACCUGUAACGUCACCAUCCACAACCGCUGCAGGGACACGCUACCAAACUGUGUCAAAAUGAAACAAAAGCAACAGAAAAUGGCGCUGAUGAGGAACAAUUCGGCCUAUCAGAAUGUGACGCUGAGGAAUAAAGCCCAUUUAAAGGAACGGCCAAGCUCUGCCAUCUACCCAUCAGACAGUCUUCGCCAGUCACUACUCGGGUCCCGUCGUGGGCGGUCUUCUCUCUUACUUUCCAAGAGCGUCUCCACCAAUAACAUUGCAGGGACUCUAAAUGAUGACUCUCCUCUGGGGCUGCGCAGGAUCUUGUCUCAAUCCACAGACUCACUCAACUUCAGGAGCAGAACCAUGUCCAUGGAGUCACUCAAUGAUGAGGGAGAGGGCUACUUCACCUCUCUGCUGGAUGAUCUGGAGUAUGAAGGCCGGGAAUUUGAAGCAGAUUCCUGGAGCAUGGCGGUAGAUUCCACCUACUUGCAGACCCACCGUAAAGAUGUUAUCAAGAGACAGGACGUCAUCUAUGAGCUGAUCCAGACGGAGCUCCAUCACGUUCGGACGCUGCGGAUCAUGGAUGGUGUGUUCAGGCGGGGUAUGCUGGAGGAGGUGCAGCUGGAGCUGGGGGUUGUGCAUGCACUGUUCCCCUGCCUGGAGCGCCUGUUGACGCUUCACACGCACUUCCUCACACAGCUGCUCGAACGACGCGCUCAAAGCCUGCAACCUGACAGCACAAACAAUUUCACCAUCACUCAGAUCAGCGAUUUGCUAAUACAACAGUUCUCAGGUCAGAGCGCUGACGAGAUGCUGAAGGUGUAUUCUGAGUUCUGCAGUCGUCAUAUGAAGGCCGUCAAACUCUACAAAGAGCUGCUGGCCAGAGACAAGAGACUGCAGCUCUUUAUACGGAGGGUGAGUCGGGGUCCUCUACUGCGUCGUCACGGGUUCCAGGAGUGCAUCCUAUUGGUCACUCAGCGCAUCACGAAAUACCCCGUCCUGUUGCAACGUAUCUAUGAUAAUACCAAAGACAAUCCAGAGGAAGCUGCAGGUCUGUCUCAGGCGCUGUCUUGUAUACGGGAGCUGCUCUGUUCGGUGGACCAGCAAGUGUUGGAGCUUGAAAGGACACAGCGGCUGCAAGAGAUCCGAUCCAGGGUCGACCCGCGGGCCGAGGCCAAACUCCGCUCCGGAGCCCUGUUCAGACCGGCCGAACUGCUCCGCAGGCAGCUGAUACACGAAGGCACGCUGCUCUGGAAAACGCCCAGCUCUCGCCUCAAAGAUGUUCAGGUUAUGCUGAUGACUGAUAUUCUAGUAUUCUUGCAAGAGAAAGAUCAACGGUUCAUCUUUGCCAGUUUGGAUAAAUCUGCUGUGGUCUCACUGCAGAGUCUCUUGGUCCGAGACAUAGCCAAUCAGGAGCGAGGCUUGUUCCUGAUCAGCAGUGAGUCUAGCCCACCUGAAAUGUACGAGCUCUAUGCGGCAUCUAAAGAUGACAGAAACACCUGGAUACGGCUCAUACAGCAAACCAUCAGCAGCUGUCCAUCAAGAGAAGAAUUCCCUCUGAUAGAAACAGAGGACAAGGCCCUUCUGCGAAGACUCAGAGCUGAUAUCCAGCAGAAGGACAGGGAGGUGUUAGAGCUGCUUCAGGAGCGGGUCACCCUGUUCUCUGACUUGGCGGAGGUCAUGGGAGGUUAUGAGGUCAUGCUGCCGUCCUGUUCCAGAAACCUGUUCAGAGCCGAGUCUCCUCAGGCGCCUCACGGGGAACAGCUGCUCACACAGGCCAUAACUGAGGUGGACAGAUUGACAGAGCUGUUAUUAGGGUCCAGUUUUGAGGUUCCUCUGCCCUGCAGUUUCAACGGCCAUCACAACCACACUGGAGCGCUAGUAAUCAAUGGACAAGAGGUAUUAGUCAAUGGCUCUCAGGAGAACCAAGCUGCUCAGGAUGGUAAUGGGAAUCAAAUGGAGGACAAGACACCAAGUGAGGAGGUGUCACAGAGGCUGGUGAAUCUCAGUGCUCAGUUACACGCUCUGCAGGGUGUGGUGAUACGACAGGACUCCAUCUUAGAGCUCUGCCGACGAGAGAGCUCCGUCUCCCCGGCCACCGCAGGGGUUCGUACGGUGCGCUCCCUGUCCCGGGAUGGAGCGAGUGACGGUGGCUCUCUGGGAGAGCUGGCCCUGCUUCAACGGCAGCACAGUCUGCUGCAGGAGGAGCUGGGACGCCUCAGAGGAGCCGAGGGCAAACUCAGGGACAGCGAGAGAGCCAGAGCCCAGCUGGAGAAACAGCUCAGGGAUCUUAAGACCACUAGCGCCGCUCUAGGGGAUGGAGCUGGAAGUGCAGGCUCACAGGCCCCAUCAACUCGCAGAGAGAGCGAUGCCGACCCUAAUACUGACACCCCAUUGGCUAGCCAGGAAUCAAUGGACCAAUCAGAUGGCCUGCAGGAAUGCAGUGAUGUGGAAGUGGAUGUGAUAUCUGAUGACGACGAGGUGGAUUCGAGGGUGUCUCCCCGUUCAGAAAGUCCCAGAGAUCUGCAGGACAUUCCUGAAGAGAGUGAAUCCGCUACAGACCCUCGGGACCGUGAGGCCUCACACUGCUAAUGUUUUUUCAAUUCUCUACCCAAGACUGGCCUGUUGUCUGAUGGAACAGACUAUAGACUCCAUGAGCAGGUCUUCCUCUGAACAGGGAAGGGUCUUGAGUAGUUUAUGAAUAUUCAUUUCAUUAUAUACAUACAGUAUUUAGUUGUAUCCAGUAAUUUUGCUUACAGCUUCUGUGUGGCCGUUUAUGACAUGUUAAUAUUCAACAUGUCUUCUCCUUGGGAUCCAAUCAUAUGGCUUUUGACAUCCACGGACCAAUAAGGAAAUGCCAAAGCAUCGUGAUGGAGAUGGAGUCAGACAGAUAAUGGGACUUUGCACUUGAUAGCAGCAUGAAACAGUCUUGGGAUUCUUUAAGAAUAUUAAGAUCAACCAAAUCAACCAAACAUAACUGAUCCAGCUCAAGGGUACCGGCAGAAAGCAGUCAAAUUGAUGUACUGUAUGUGAAAACUCAUCACAAUGCUUUGUACCAAUUCUACACAUGCUGGAGCACGCAAAACCAGAAUAGAGCUUCUGUUUCUUUUUUUUUUGUCUGUGAGAGGUCAUUGUAAAAAAAUGUCUCUUUCUUGUGCUUUAUUUUAAAUUUAUUUAUUUUCCUUUAUUUUAAAUGAAAAGUUAAAUUGUCUCUCGAGCAUGUCGAAGCAGUUAGAAAGAAGCCAUAACUUGAAAUAUACCAACAUAAUAGACUGCGACCAAAACUACUGGCUAUAGAACAGAAAAAAAACUAUUUUCAGAGACUUGAGGGAUUUUUUAUGAAGGAAUUAUAUUGCAGUUAAAGCAAUAUAUAGAAAUAUAUUUACAUCUAUAGCAGAGAACUUAAUAAACCCAGGAAGGUUAUUAUGAUUGAGUAUUAUGAUAUUAUAAAUGGUUCCUCAGCCCACAGUGUGUGUUAACGGGGAAUACUUUGUAAAUAUAAGAUUUAUUGACUAAAAUAGAUCAGAUCACCAAAAUCUGCCAGUAACGCCGACAACAUUUGAUGUGUCUUACUACAGUUCUGCUUAUGUUUAAAUUUUGCUUAAGAAUGUUUUUUGCAAUUACUUGACUGUGUGCCAAAAUUCGCUUGGCUGAAUAAUGCUGAGAUGUAUUAUGCUUUUAUUUUAGUCCAACAUUUCAGGAAGCAAUGUCUUAGAAAUUAUUGUAAGAUGAUGUUCUUCAUGGUUUGAAGUAACUAUAAGAAACAUAGGAUUUACCGAAGUCACACAUCAAAAUGUUUGUAUGGAAAAUAAAUGACGGAAACAUUGUUGAAGUGUUCAUACAGUGUUUCAGAUAUACUGAAGUGGAUAUAGAAUACUGUUGAAGAAUUAAAAGCGUUGAUAUACAA
Molecule: messenger RNA, 5027 nt
Organism: Sinocyclocheilus rhinocerous
Lineage: Eukaryota; Metazoa; Chordata; Actinopteri; Cypriniformes; Cyprinidae
Gene: arhgef2a
Product: Rho guanine nucleotide exchange factor (GEF) 2a
Exons: 28
Coding region: 290-3712 (1140 amino acids)
Biological process (GO): cell morphogenesis; positive regulation of neuron differentiation; actin filament organization
Cellular component (GO): cytoskeleton; ruffle membrane
Molecular function (GO): guanyl-nucleotide exchange factor activity; microtubule binding
Source: RefSeq, a predicted model, not a curated record